Myzus persicae (green peach aphid) is the source of this 2562-nucleotide messenger RNA. RefSeq lists its product as uncharacterized. The record is from RefSeq and is a predicted model, not a curated record. The transcript has a single exon. The coding region runs from base 1 to 2562 and encodes 853 amino acids. Lineage: Eukaryota; Metazoa; Arthropoda; Insecta; Hemiptera; Aphididae.
AUGGUCGUUCCGAAAAUCGUAGAUCAACUUCCACAUCUCCUUUUGUCGUCAGACACAUGGCAACACUUAACGGACCUACCAUUAGCUGAUCCAACGUACAACACACCUGGUCCAAUCGAUGUCUUACUCGGUGCAGACAUCGUACCAUCCAUCAUGACGGGCCACCGAGUGACCGGUAAAAUCACUCAACCCAGUGCGUUUAAUACCAUAUUUGGUUGGAUAGUCAUGGGACCAGCUGAUCAAAUACCAGCACCCGCCGUGACGACAUUGACUGUUCAAUCUAAUACUGAGUUGGAAUCCGCAUUAACCCGCUUUUGGAAACUCGAGGAACCAUCACUACCAUUGUCAACAAUUGAUGACAAUGACCCAGCAGAACAGAUUUUUACGAAGUCCAUCACCCGAACUCCAUCUGGGCAGUUCUGCAUUGGGUUACCAUUUAAAACACCUAACCCAAUUAUUGGUGACUCAAAAAGUCAAGCGCUUCAUCGUCUCCGACACCUCGAAGUGAGAUUAGCCAGAGACAAUAAUUUACGAACACAAUACGUCGACUUUAUGCAAGACUAUUUGGACAGCAAUCACAUGGAGCUCGUUCCCAUUCAGCAACGCUCCACGCCACACCACUAUUACAUUCCACAUCAUUGCAUACUACGUCCUGAUAGUCAAACCACUAAGCUACGAGUAGUGUUCGACGCAUCAGCAAAAAGUUCUGCUGGCAUCUCUCUGAAUGAUUGCUUGCACACAGGUCAAAAACUUCAAGCAGACCUAUCUCAUAUUUUGAUACGAUCACGUUUACACAAAAUCUUGUUUACUGCAGAUAUUAAACAAAUGUAUCGUCAGAUCCUCAUUAGCGAUGCAGACCGAGAUUACCUACGCAUUUUAUGGCGUUUCAAUCAAGAAAAUAGUAUCGAAGAGUAUCGUCUGCGUACUGUCACAUAUGGAACGUCAUCGGCUCCAUUUCAAGCGAUCCGAACAUUACAACAUCUGGCCACACUUUGCAAACUCACACAUCCCAUUGCAUCACAAGUUAUACACUCCGACACCUUUGUCGAUGAUAUUCUUACUGGUGCAGAAUCUAUACAAUCAGCUUUAAACAUCCAAGAUCAAUUAACAAAAUUACUCUCAAGUGGUCAUUUCAUACUCCGAAAAUGGGCCAGCAACGCUCCUGAGGUAGUCAAUGCUGUUCCAGAAGAAGCACGUUCCACGUUAUCUUCAAUUAGCUUUGAUGACGAAUCUGAAACAGGACUGAAAGUGCUCGGCUUACAUUGGGAUCCAAGACAUGACCACUUCCGUUACACAAUCCGAUGUUUAGAUGUCAAGCCUACGAAGCGAAAUGUGCUGUCUGAAAUAGCACGCAUUUUCGAUCCACUUGGUCUUUUAUCUCCUGUCACAUUUCUCACCAAACACUUGAUGCAGGUACUGUGGAUCGCAGGAAUUGGUUGGGAUGAUGUCAUUCCAAGCAAUGCUCAUAAUAUAUGGCAACAGUAUCGAGACCAGUUACCAUGCCUCCAAGAACUCCGUAUACCCAGACGCAUCACGACUGACACCAACGAUUCAAUUGAACUGCACGCCUUCUCCGACAGUUCGGAAAAAGGGUACGCAGCUGCCAUAUAUCUACGCACAAAAUCAUCUACCGGUGUCGUAUGUCACCUAGUCACAGCAAAAUCUAAGGUGGCCCCACUCAAACGCGUCACCAUUCCACGCCUUGAACUGUGCGGCGCACUACUCGCGGCCAAACUGCUGAAAUCCGUUAUUGAUGUGUUGUCUCCGGUCAUUGACAUUACAUGCACACAUGCCUGGACAGACUCAAUGACUACAUUAGCAUGGAUAAAGUCAUCCCCACACCGUUGGACAACAUUUGUCGGCAAUCGAGUCAGUCAAUUACAGGAUCUCACAACACCUUCCAUAUGGCGGUAUGUCCCGACUAAAGUUAAUCCAGUCGACUGUGCGUCGAGAGGUCUCUUUCCAUCUGAACUUCUCAACCAUCCACAAUGGUGGGGAGGACCUGAGUUCUUAUAUGAUGAACACACCAGCUGGCCCAACACCCAUUCCAUACCUGACGAAAACACAAGCCAACCAGAGUCCCGACUCACGGUCGCAUUAACCGCAACAAAGACAGACGACAUUUUCGACCGUCUGUUCGACCGGUAUUCAUCAUUAACCAAAAUCGUGAGAAUAAUCGGAUACUGUUUUAGAUUCAAGCAACACUAUCAAGCAACAACAACUUUAAACCCUACGGAACAACAUAAGGCUCUAGAUGCCAUCAUCAAAGCAGUCCAGUGGUCCGCAUUUAACGACGACAUACGCCUACUGACAGCAAAUAAGCCAUGUAGCACUCACCUACAGAGACUAAGCCCAUUUCUGGAUGCAUCUGGUAUUCUUCGAGUCGGUGGACGAAUUCUACAUGCAUCAAUCCCGUAUGAACAAAAACAUCCUGCCUUGAUUCCAAAGAGGCAUCCAUUUACGUCACCACUACCACAAGGAACACUGUCAUCCAGGCCCAACCACAUUGCAAGAACUCAUUCAACAACGGUUCUGGAUAAUCUCAGCACGUCAAGUUAUUAG